Molecule: messenger RNA, 840 nt
Organism: Fusarium subglutinans
Lineage: Eukaryota; Fungi; Ascomycota; Sordariomycetes; Hypocreales; Nectriaceae
Product: pirin (iron-binding nuclear)
Exons: 2
Coding region: 1-840 (279 amino acids)
Source: RefSeq, a predicted model, not a curated record
AUGCCGGAACUAAGAGCGAUUAGUAAAGUUUUCACCGCCAUCGAACAGGCCGAAGGUGCGGGAGCUAGAGUACGACGCUCCAUUGGCAGCGAACAACAGCGCAACUUCUCACCAUUUCUCAUGCUGGACUACAUGAAGAGCGGUAAUGGUGCAGGUUUUCCCGAUCACCCCCACCGAGGUCAAGAAACAGUGACCUACAUCCUCAAGGGCGCUAUUGAGCACGAGGAUUUUGCUGGGAACAGGGGCAUUUUGAAUGCUGGAGACUUGCAGUUUAUGACUGCGGGUAGAGGCAUUAUGCAUUCCGAACAGCCGGUCGAAAGCCCUGAUGGAAACCAAAGUGCUGGCUUACAGUUGUGGGUUGACCUCCCAGAACAUCUCAAGAUGUGUGAGCCCAGAUAUCGAGAUCUGAGAGCCAGCGAAAUCCCGAUUGUGCAUCUAGACGACGGCAAGGUUCUUAUCAAAGUCAUAUCAGGCAAGGUCGGUGAUGUCGAUGGCGUCAAAGACUUGUCAUAUACCCCUGUGUGGUAUCUAGAUGUUGAGAUUCACCCAGGUGGCUCGCUAGUCCAACCCCUACCUAAGGAUUGGAAUGCAUUCUCUUUUGUCUUUGAUGGAGGAGACGCCGUUUCUAUCCAGGUUGCUGAGAGCCAAGGCUACAGCGCUCGCCUUCUCUUAAUCGCCGGCCAGAUCCUUGACCAACCGAUCGUUCAGCAUGGGCCAUUCGUUUCAACUAGUGCUGAAGGCAUUCGUCAGGCUUUCAAAGAUUUCUACGAGGGUAAAAAUGGAUUUGAGAGAGCAAAGGGAUGGCAGAGUAACAACACCAAGCGCAGACUGAGUAUAUAG